AUGUGUGGAUCAACAGUAAAUGUAUACCUGACAGUCACAGCUGAUAAAAAUCUAAGGUUCGUAGGGUUAACCUUAGAAAUUCCAUAGAAAGCGUUUGGGGUCAUUUUUGACCCCACGUAUGGAAAAGUGGGGUACUGGUACAAAAAAUGCAAUAACUUAAAAAAAUGUUAGUUAGAUACAAAUCCAAAUGGCCCAAUGUCAAAUAGUACCUACUUGAGGAAUACAUGGAAGAUUAAAUGAUAAAAAUUAAAAAUUACAAAGAUAUUGCAAAAAAGCUGGCGCUGGGGUCAUUUUUGACUUCCCUUAUGCAUCUAAGGGUUAAUAGAUCUCUGUAUUCAGCUUCUUGUCCAUUUCUGAUACAUUCCGCAAUAGCAGUGUCAUCUGAGUAUUUUUGGAUGUGGAAGGACUCAGUGCUGUAUUUGAAGUCUGACGUAUAUAGUGUGAACAGGAAUAGCGCCAGCACUGUCCCUUGUGGAGCCCCUGUACAGCUCAUAAAUGUCCCAGAAACACAGACUGCAAACAGCUGAGCACGCUUGGCUGAGCGCACUGCCGUUCUGUGGAUUUGAGUGUCCUGGGUGAGGUGGAUCAGCUUUUUUGAAGUGGGAUGGUCUACCCUUCCUGGUUGAUCCGCCAAAUGUCCCUGCCCUCAGGCUCGCGUCCCGGCUGCCUUGAAUAAAAGCCGUGGAUGGCAGCAGAUGCAGGUGUUAGUAAGCACAGGUAACAAGACACAAUGGAGUGUUUGAGCAUGUGGCAAAUGUUACAUUUGUUUGUAGAAGAGGAGACGCUGCGCUGCUGAGCAAACCAUGACGGAGGCGCCUUCUGUAUUAUUUACUGAAACUGCACGCUGCAAGUGGAGGAGUAAUCCUGUUAUUACCUCCGCCAAUGACGUUAUGUUUUUGGUAGCGUUGGUUUGUUUGUUUGCGUGUUUGUUUGUUUGUUUGUCUAUUAGCAACUUUACGGAGAAAGUUACAAACGGAUUGACCUGAAAUUUUGACCAGAGGUGCAUCUCAGCCUCAGGAAGAUCCCAUUACAUUUUGGUGGUGAUCCGGAUCGCCUUCUGGAUCCAGGAAUUUUUUGAAGCAUUCUUUGUGAGAUAGGGCAAAUUUUGGAAUUUUUGCAUUUAACUCUAAAAAAAUGGCCAGAGUCUUUGGUAAAAAAUUACAUAAAAGGAUCUCAAUGAGUUUUAUGAGGUGUCAAAGGUUGAUCCUGAUCCAGACAAAAUUCUGGAUACUGUGAUCCAGAACACUCAAAAAUAAGGGUGUCGUGGGAAUUUUCAGUGCUGAAAGAUAACUAAUGAAGAUACAAGGAAGUGUACGCUUACAAAUAUUGCAUAAUAAAUCAUGCAUUUAACAGUAAAGGUUUUGGUGUGAAUCCCAAUAUAAGGGGGGACAUGAGCUGCUUGGCGGAGGUCUGCGCUCUCCGAGUGCUUUUCUAGUUUUAUCUGGCAUUCGUCAGCCACACAAUAGUUGUGCCAUUGUCACUCCCUGUGUAUCACAUAAAUUUCCCCUUUAAUUCACAACAGUGCAUGUCUUGGAAAUCUUCAUAGGUGUCAAAAAUUAUUAUUUUGUUUACUGACAUCAGCUGAGAAGCCAACAUCGGCUGUUAGGGGAAUAGCAAGUACAUGAGACAUUAAUCUGCACAAUUCACAAUCAUUGCAAGUGACAUCCAUGCCAUGACCAUUCUUCCCUUGUUCUCCUGCUCUGUUCCCUAACGCAUGCUGGACCCCUGUACUGCAGGUUAAACACAGGGGUCCCAGUCCUCCAGUGGUUUUUCACCGGCGCUGACACUGACACCAGGGAGGACUUCAGGCUGAGCAGAGAGUCCCUGGAAGUGCUGCUGAACCGUCUCCAUCAGGAGCAGAGGCAUGGAUGGGGUGCCACAAUAGAGACUCUGGUUUUGCUUUUCUGGCUGGCCAGUGGGGCAUCAUACAGGGUGAUCUCAAGGGUGUUUGGGAUGUCCUGCCCCAUUGUCUACUGCAUCGUCCACCAAGUUACGGAGGAGGUAGUGGCCCUUUGUCACAGCGUCAUCUACCUCCCGAGCUCCGCUGACGACCUGGCGGCUGUAACUCGGGAGUUUGCAGGGCUGGCUAGGCACCGUGCUUUUCUCAAAGCUGCCGGUGCAAUUGACGGCUGCCAUGUCCAAAUUCAGCCAACAAGCGGUCCUGAUGGUCACUGCUACAUAAACAGGAUACUGUUUGCCUCCAUUAUAAUCCAAGCAAGUUGUGACCAUCAGGGCCAUUUUAUUGAUAUUCAUGUGGGCUGGCCGGUGUCUUUGCAUGACGCCAGAGUACUCCGGCACAGCCCACUGUACAGGCAGAACGUCUAUCCUCCUCCAGGGCAUUUCAUCCUCACAGACAGCGGGUACCUGUGCCUCCAGCACCCACUCCCCCUCAUCAUUCCCUACAAGCUGCAGGUGUGA
This is a messenger RNA of Xyrichtys novacula (pearly razorfish), 2418 nucleotides long. Lineage: Eukaryota; Metazoa; Chordata; Actinopteri; Labriformes; Labridae. The record is from the annotation of a GenBank genome assembly.